UCUAUGACAAGUGACAAGUUUGUGACACAAACUUUGUGUGUAUUUGAAUGAUAAUAAUAAUACUCAUCAAUAAUAUCAGAUUAUUAUUCUAUUACUAAAUUAAAUGAUUAUAGAAUUAUUUUAAAAAAAUGUCACGAGCUUCAACUCGAUUCGAUUCGAAAAAGGUUAAUUCAGAACUUGUUACUCUUACUUAUGGGGCUCUUGUUGCUCAGAUGGUAAAAGAUGCAGAAAAUACUGAUGAUGUCGGAAAACAGUUAGAACGAUUAGGUUAUAAUAUGGGCGUACGAUUGAUAGAAGAUUUCCUUGCUAAAACAGGAACAGGCAGAUGUAUUGAUUUGAAGGACACAGCCGAUAAAAUUCAGAGUGCUUUCAAGAUGUAUUUAGGUUUACAACCAAAUGUUGCGAAUUGGAGUCCUGCAGGAGAUGAAUUUUCUUUUUUAUUAGACUGCAACCCACUCACUGAUCUAGUUGAAUUACCAGAGGAACUAAAAAAUUUGAAGUAUUGUAAUGUAAUAUGUGGGGCUAUAAGGGGAGCUUUGGAAAUGGUGCAAUUAGAUGUUCAGAGUUGGAUUAUUCAAGACCAGCUGAAAGGCGAUCAGUGUACUGAAAUAAGAGUAAAGUUCAUUAGGAAACUUGAAGAUGCUUUGCCUGCUGGUGAAGAUUGAAGAAAUUAUAUCCUUAGCAUGAAGUUUAUAUACAUAAAACAAUUAUUUAGCAAAGCAGAAAAUGUUUGCUUCUAUAUUAAAUGAUUAUUGAUUAAAUGUACCCUUCUACCUGAGGAAUUAUAAAAGGUCAAUGAAGAUUUUCAAAAUUUCAUCUGAUCACAGGAGUAAUAUUGAAAGUCCUUUAAUUUGACCAUUAAUAUAUAUUAUUAAGUCAUAA
Messenger RNA from Coccinella septempunctata (seven-spotted ladybird), 882 nucleotides. RefSeq names its product trafficking protein particle complex subunit 3 (gene Bet3). Gene Ontology annotation, cellular component: cytosol; cis-Golgi network membrane; TRAPP complex. The coding region runs from base 129 to 665 and encodes 178 amino acids. The record is from RefSeq and is a predicted model, not a curated record. Gene Ontology annotation, biological process: endoplasmic reticulum to Golgi vesicle-mediated transport; intra-Golgi vesicle-mediated transport. NCBI's taxonomy places the organism in Eukaryota, Metazoa, Arthropoda, Insecta, Coleoptera, Coccinellidae. The transcript has a single exon.